Austrofundulus limnaeus is the source of this 1408-nucleotide messenger RNA. It is a transcript of the gene rab27b, whose product is annotated as RAB27B, member RAS oncogene family. NCBI's taxonomy places the organism in Eukaryota, Metazoa, Chordata, Actinopteri, Cyprinodontiformes, Rivulidae. The transcript is spliced from 6 exons. Gene Ontology annotation, molecular function: GTP binding; GTPase activity. The record is from RefSeq and is a predicted model, not a curated record. Bases 226 to 882 code for a protein of 218 amino acids.
AGGAAACGGAACCACGGAUCCAUCAGCAGGUCCAAAGGGUUUCCUCAGAACCACCGAGCGGAACCAGCUGUCUGUGCGCGGGUCGGAACCAGGUUCGGAGCCGUGGGGAGCGAUGCGACGACCCGGAGGAGGAGCAGAACCGAACCGGCAGCAGCAAACAGCUGACAGGAGGAGGGUCUGAGGUCCAGAGAAAAACAGAAAGCAGGUUUUCCAGCGGUCCUCACUAUGACUGAUGGGGAUUAUGACUACCUUAUAAAGCUCCUGGCCCUGGGGGACUCCGGCGUGGGGAAGACCACCUUCCUGUACCGCUACACGGACAACAAGUUCAACCCCAAGUUCAUCACCACCGUCGGCAUCGACUUCAGGGAAAAGCGCGUGGUCUACACGGCGUCGAACCCCAACGGGACGGCGACAGGAAAAACCUUCAAGGUUCACCUUCAGCUGUGGGACACAGCCGGACAGGAGAGGUUCCGCAGCCUGACGACGGCGUUCUUCAGAGACGCCAUGGGGUUCCUGCUGAUGUUCGACCUCACCAGCCAGCAGAGCUUCCUGAACGUCAGGAGCUGGAUGAGCCAGCUGCAGGCCAACGCCUACUGUGAGAACCCUGACAUAGUUCUGGUGGGGAACAAGGUGGACCUGGCGGACCAGAGGGAGGUCCAAGAGAAGCAGGCCAAGGAGCUCGCUGACAAAUACGGGAUCCCGUACUUUGAGACCAGCGCAGCCACCGGCGCYGAGGUGGACAAGGCGGUGAUAACGCUGCUGGACCUGGUGAUGAAGAGGAUGGAGCAGUGCGUUGACAAGCCGCCCGCAGAUUCAGCCAAUGGGAACGGAGCGACGAAGCUGGGCGACGCCCAGCCCAACGAGAAGAAGUGUGCUUGUUGAGGAAGUCCUCCGUCCUCCGUCCGUCUCUCAGUUCUGUCCGUUUUGAUCGCAUGUUUCUGCUCUUCACUCCUUUAAAAAAAGAAACGAGCCAUCUUCUUCCUCUCCUCUUUAAUUCCUUCCUGUCUGCCUCUCUGACAGAACUGUCUCCCUCUGGUGGACACUACAGGUACAGCAGCCUGUCGGCCUUCAGGAGGACGUGGACAGGUGGACGGUGUCCCCCGUCAGACACAUAAUGUGCCUCGUAAACAACACACAGCCUGGAAGUUAAACUCUGCACGUUCUUUAGUUUUUAACUCUGAGUUGAAGCUUUUUCUUCCUUCACAGCAGGAAACAGAAGUUUAAUUUAGAGUUUAUCAUCAGGCUUUCUGAGUGAAUUCAGUCUUUUCCUUCAGGAUCACUCUGACGAUGAUCGGGACCAAUUUACUUUCAUUUUCUUUGUUUUCUCUGUGUCUGAAGCUGGACCUGUAUCGGCCUCCAUGUCCAUGUUUUUUCACUUAUAAGUAAAGUUUUGUUGACAUUUGCUGAA